AUGUCUUCCGAACUAGAUUUACUCAGACAAGAGAAUGCUAAGCUUGUGGCCGAGAAUGCUGAGCUUAAGCAUGAAAAUUCAAAACUAAAACAGAUUAUAGAAGACAAUGCUGAGUUUAAGGCCAAAAUCAUGAAAUUGGAACAAACUGUUGAUAAAAUUGAGAAACAGAAUCAAACUAUUACUGAUAUCUCGCAGUCUCCAGUUUGUUCACCAUUGCCAGCAACAUCCCAAUUAUCUUCCCCGCCACCUAUCGAGGACCACUCUGAUAAGGAAUAUAGCGUCACUGGAAACCAAGCCCAAGACUUAUCACAAUUUCAUGAAAUUACAUCCAGAGAUAUGGAGCCAGGACCCCAAGUUAAUCAUAAUACAAAAAUUGUUCCCUCGGAGAACGAUCAAAGUCAUGUGAUUUUAACUGAGUCAUCUUCAUUGCAAACUGAAGUGUCUGAAUUAGAGCAGAAUGAUGAAAUUGAUAAAAACCAAAUCAUUGAACAAGGUUUAAUAGAAGAAUUACAUUUACCUACUAAAGAAACUGACAGCUUUAUCAAAAUUAGUGAUUCCGGUGACAAAUUAGAGAAUAUGUCUUUGAAAGAAUCAAUGAUUGUUUCCUUUAGAAAUUCUGCUCAACAUUUGUCUUAUUUAUUUAAAACAGCAAUCAAAUCAAGACAACAGAAAAUCUUAAACUGGUAUUAUUAUUCUCUUGAAUUUUAA
Ambispora gerdemannii is the source of this 708-nucleotide messenger RNA. Lineage: Eukaryota; Fungi; Glomeromycota; Glomeromycetes; Archaeosporales; Ambisporaceae. The record is from the annotation of a GenBank genome assembly.